Molecule: messenger RNA, 5112 nt
Organism: Melanotaenia boesemani (Boeseman's rainbowfish)
Lineage: Eukaryota; Metazoa; Chordata; Actinopteri; Atheriniformes; Melanotaeniidae
Gene: rims4
Product: regulating synaptic membrane exocytosis 4
Exons: 6
Coding region: 1179-1994 (271 amino acids)
Biological process (GO): calcium ion-regulated exocytosis of neurotransmitter; regulation of membrane potential; regulation of synaptic plasticity
Cellular component (GO): cytoskeleton of presynaptic active zone; presynaptic membrane
Molecular function (GO): small GTPase binding; transmembrane transporter binding
Source: RefSeq, a predicted model, not a curated record
CAGCCUCUUUCUCUCUCACCAUCUCACUCUCUCUCUCUCUUUCCUUUCCCAUCUCUGGAGCAGACAUUGGAGCAUCGGCACGGCAACGGAGCAACACAAGGCUGACGGAGGCGAGAAGAAGUCGACCAACCUCGCUGAGAACAGUACGACCUUAUGAACGUUUCCAACAACAAUAACAGACACAUCAACUGUAAAACUGUUCAAAGCAAAGAAGCAACAGAUUGGUCUCAGUUGCAACAGUUGCUGAAACUGAUGUUAUCUCACCUGAUCUGGGUUUCGAGACGAAGCUGACUGGCAACAACUCCUGCAGCUUGCAUCUCUGGGGUUUCCAAAGACAAUUGCUCUGCAUGAAAGAAAAGCUUUUGUUCUGUCCAAAGCAAGAGGAACUAACAAAGCUGAGUGACUGUAACAAAUAGCUUUGAUUCGUUCGGGAGGCACCACAGUUCAUGCUGGGCGUGAACGUCACCUCUACCAUCAGCAUCUACUCCCAUCAUUCCUUCUUUAGCCGGAUCUAAAGCCGACUGCUCAAGCUGCUGAUGCACAGAAGAAGAGGUUGUUGGAAUUACAUACAGCUUAAAGAAAAUGAGUUUUGCUGUAAUUCCGAAAUAGCAAGAUCAGGUUUAAUUAGAGAGAACACGCAUGUAAGAUCUACCAACAGAUGCCAGUAAGUCCAUCACUCUUAACCCGCUUCUGAGGACAACAAAGUGUUGAAGAAGAGGAUGCGCAUGAGUAUCAGCAAAUAAGAGAAGAGCUAGAGGAAAGAUGACAGGAACAAUGAGAUAGAAUCCUGCUGUGCAUAGUCACAGAAGUUCAGUCAGAAAACAGCAUAUACAAAUAGAGAGGUAAGAAAAUAGAUCUUACUGCAUUUAUUCUCAUUUCUAGGAUGCUUUUGAACCAGUGGAGCUUUCAUUUACUUUGACAUUCAGAGAAAGAGAAUCCUUCACAUCUUUCCUCAUCUUGAAGUUGUACACAAACUGUUGCAACUGAGUUUCUGCACCGAUUUUAGUCGGUGUGAGCAGCUUGGACUUCUUGGUUGAUUUAUAUUUUCGGGGUGAGGUGGAUCUGCCGUCGGGGGCAGCUGACAGCCAUCCAAAACGCCGCGAGCCGUACUCCGCGUGAAGAAUGCCCAGCCGCGCUUGGCCAAGCCGGCCGACCCGGGCCCGACGGCGGGGCUCUACAUGGAGAGAUCACAGAGCCGCAUCAGCUUGUCAGCGUCCUUUGAAGCCCUCGCCAUAUAUUUUCCCUGCAUGAACUCCUUCGAUGAGGAUGAUGGGGUGGAAACAGAUGGCAGGAAGUUAAAAGGAGGCAUCCAGAGGAGCACGGAGACGGGUUUGGCUGUGGAGAUGCCCAGUCGGACUGUCCGCCAGGCCAGCCAUGAAUCCAUAGAGGACAGCAUGAACAGCUACGGCUCUGAAGGGAAUCUUAACUACAGUGGCAUGUGUCUGGCAUCAGAUGCCCAGUUCAGUGACUUCCUGGAUGGGAUGGGACCAGCCCAGUUUGUUGGACGACAGACACUGGCAACAACAUCCAUGGGUGAUAUAGAGAUUGGUCUGAUGGAGAGGAAUGGGGGUCUGGAGGUGGAGGUUGUCCAGGCCAGAGGACUCACCAUGAAACCUGGUUCAAAGGGACCUCCAGCGGCAUAUAUCAAAGUUUACCUCCUGGAGAACGGGAUCUGUGUGGCCAAGAAGAAGACCAAGUCAGUGAGAAAGUCUCUGGAUCCUCUCUACAACCAGGUCCUGGUCUUCUCUGAAAGCCCACAAGGAAAAGUAGUGCAGGUGAUUGUUUGGGGAAACUACGGACGAAUGGAUCGCAAAUGCUUCAUGGGUGUAGCUCGAAUCCUGUUGGAGGAGCUGGACCUCAGCACAAUGGUGAUUGGCUGGUAUAAGCUGUUCCCUACUUCCUCAAUGGUGGACCCAAGAAUGGCCCCACUCAUUCGCCACUCGUCCCAAAUGUCCCUGGAGAGCACCAUUGGGCCCUGUUGUGACAGAUCAUAAGACUCAUGUGAAACUGAGAUGCUAUUGCUAAACCACAUGUUUUUAUAUAUGCUGUUGUCCUGCAACUGGGUCAGCCAGGCAUUACUGCCCCCAGAGCAGGUAGGUGGUAAUGUAACUAUCUCUCAAGGGCACUUUUACAGGUCCAACCAUUCUAGGGAUUCAUUACAAAUCAGCUGGUUGUCCUGCAUUCAUUUGCAAUGUAUAAAAAUUCUUUUAAUAUUGUAUCAUAUUGUUUCCCAAGACUCAUGGGAAGUGCAUUUCUUGUGCUGUUGCGAACAAGUGUCCCUACACUCCAAGAGAAAUUUAGCUGUCUUCAGAUCUUUUGAUGGAAAAAAAAAACAAAAAAACAAAAACCUGCCUAAUGAGAUACUUCAAAGCAGGAUUCGGUUGCCAACACCGAUCACAUUCUGUUGGGACCACAGUAUACAGCGGGCUCAGCUUUGCUUCAGCUUCUCGCCUUCUUCACAUCCUACAUGCACUUCUCAUUCCCAGGACUGCAUGCCAUCUCUCUGCGUCCUCAUUAGGGUCUGAACAACCUCUGAGUGUUGUCUGUCUAUCCACAAAUUUGGACAAAAAGACAGGCUGCAUAAGACUUUUGGCAAAACCAGUCUAACUGAUGGUGAAUGGAUAAUGGAUGUGCAUGCAGCAGGACUAAGGAAUUAUUUGUUGUAACAUACCAGGACACCUCAGCUUCAAAUACUUAAGAUGCUUGUUUGUUUGUUUGUUUUUUUUUUGUUUGUUUGUUUGUCUGUUUUUGUGUGUGCUCUUCGUUUGGCCCAUGAUUAUUCAACUCAUUUUGUAAUGUUAAGAAUGCAGGUGGAGUAAACUUGAUGAAAGCCUCUUCAAACUCCCGGAAGGAUCUAAAUCGUGGUCUAAAAUUGAGAAUUCAGCGUAGUACUGAUUUUUAUUGAUUCCAGUUUGUUAGAGCAGCAGUUCAUUACAUUUUACCUGCAAUGCCAGGUGCAUGUUAGUUCAUGAGUAGCUACAUUUUCUUAAUCCCCAAAAUCACAUGCAGUUAUGGCUCCGCAGUCUGCAAGCAAUGACUCAGUCAUAUUUUGUUGAGGGUGCUUUUCAAUCAAAUUAGCCAGGACUGCAAUUGGCUGGAAUGAAAAUAUGCAACCUUGAGGCAUUACCAAAACAAACAAAAUGAAAGUUAUUGAAAAUUAAAAUUUAAGCUGCCUGUUUAAUCAGGUAGUAGCACAUCAAUUAAAGCAGAUCAGAGAUUUCCUCCUGAUGCUACCAAACAUAAGUACAACCAGGGCUACUUAUUAAAAGUUUGAUUAUCUGAAUCUUUUUUCUAUGGCCUGUGGCUUUUUCUAAGUCUAUGGACUUGUUUAAACACAUAGCAGCUAAUGAUAGCAUGAAAUUAUAAAUGCAUGAAAUUAGCAGUUUUAAAUCUUUUUGAACCCUUUUUUCCAGCUUGUACCCAGCAUGAAACAGUCGGGCUUAAAAAGAGCCUGAAAUGUUAAAGCUUUGUCCCCAUUCUUCGGUUCUGCUCUGUGUUUUUUUUUUUAAAUAUUGACAUUAAACCUUCUUUUGCAGGUCACACCAAGUGUAAGGGUCAGUCUAGUUCUUGAGUUGUAGCUCUGAGACAGCAGCUGGUACAAAAUGAAUAUCUAUGAGAACCCUAGCCUGGCUUAUAAAGAAAAGACAACUUGCUGUGUAUAAUUGUAGUUGGGAAUGCUCUUUAUUUAAUACUCUAGAAGUAGAUUUUUAUUUGUCCACUUUUAAUUUAUUUAUUUAUUUAUUUUUAGCUUUGGCUAAGAGUUGUCUAAUAACAAUUUCUACAGUGCCAAUUUCUACCAGCAAGUGUCUUCUCCUUCCUCUUCUUCAAUUACCUUGUGGCAUGUGCCAUGGGGAGGGAGGAACAGAAACACCAACUCACAACAUGUAACAGCAGUCUUCAGGCUGAGAAGAGUAGCAUCCCUUUUAUUCUAAAUUACAGCUCCAGUCCACAGAAAGCCACCUGGUGAUUAGCCAUGCUACGACUCAGAUUGGAGGGAGGAAGAGAGGGAGGAAUCGCAAAGAAAGGAGGAAAGAGCACGCAAUGUGCUUUGCAUCAUCCAAACAAAGGAUCCGAAUGGGCUUUGACAUCAGGUUUUAAAGACUUUCAAAAAAGAAAACAAACAUGGGAUGAAUUUAAAGGGAACACAAUGUGCACACUGUAUUUUGAGUUAAAAGUACAUGUAUUUUUAUUUUGGCACUUUAUGAUUCUUAAUAUCGUUUUAUAUGUAAAUAUUACUAUUUUUAGUGUCUUUUGGAGUGAGCCAAAGUUAAUCUGUAAUGAUUUAGUUGAUAAAUGUCUAAAGUCAGUGGGAAGGAAGUGACAUCCUUGCUAGUUAUUAUAAGACUUGUAGCAUUAGCUCGUAGCAUCCGCAUGACUGAUUAAAACUUAAAUUAAUUAGCAAGACUAAGCAUGGGCUAUAAGCUACAAAGAAGGAUGAGAAAAUAAAAAAAAGUGUGUUGGUCUCCGAAGCAACAUCAGCUGAGGAACAUAUCUAUGUAGCAAUUUCAUUCUGAUGUUCACAAAGUUGAGAAAUUUUAGUAUUAACUUCUUUCUUAUCAAUAAAUCACAGAGGGAAGAUGUAAAAUUGAAAUAUGUAUUUAUUUUUGCCAAUUUUCCUUUAAUCUUAGAGUGAAGAUUUGAACAAAUUGAUUCAGAAACUGAUCGCCCAGUAGAGAGUAAAUUUCUUUUAGAAACUUUGCAAAAAUCAGUCUCUGCUUUCCCAGUAGCAAUGAUGCAGGGAUUUUAAUGCUCUGUUUCCAAACAAAUUAGCCACAUUCUGUAAAGCAAUAAAGCAUCCAGUCACUGUCAUUAUUUCCACCCAGGACACAAACCUAUCUUGUGGUUUUCAUGCAGUCAGUUUUGUCAGUUCUAAUAUUUAAUGAGAAAUCUUAAGUUUUAUGUGGCAUCUGUUUUGUAUGUAUCAUGACUGUAAUCACAUCAACACAUUAAUGAUAAUUAGCCGGUUUUUUGAUGAAAAAGUUGAGGCAGAGGUUAAAAAAGGUUCAAGGGGCCGAUCAGGCUCCACCCACUAUUCCAAAUCAACCAUGCUGAAAAUCAAAAUGGAAGAAAGUGUUUCACUGGACCUUUCUGAGCCCAGGAUGCAUGAGUAGC